Molecule: messenger RNA, 1187 nt
Organism: Callithrix jacchus (white-tufted-ear marmoset)
Lineage: Eukaryota; Metazoa; Chordata; Mammalia; Primates; Cebidae
Product: small cysteine and glycine repeat-containing protein 9-like
Source: RefSeq, a predicted model, not a curated record
UGAGUCCUCCCUCCUCACUCCACCUGAGUCCUCUCUACUGACACCAUGGGUUGCUGUGGUUGUGGUGGCUGUGGUGGUGGCCGCAGUGGUUGUGGUGGCUGCGGUGGUGGCUGCAGUGGUGGCUGUGGUGGUUGUGGCGGCUGCGGCGGUGGUUGUGGUGGCAGCUGCACCACCUGCAGGUGCUACCGGGUGGGCUGCUGCUCCAGCUGCUGCCCCUGCUGCCGCGGCUGCUGUGGAGGCUGCUGCAGCACACCUGUGAUCUGCUGCUGCCGCCGCACCUGCAGCUCGUGUGGCUGUGGCUGUGGGAAGGGCUGCUGCCAGCAGAAGGGAUGCUGCCAGCAAAAGUGCUGCUGCCAGAAGCAAUGCUGCUGCUAGGUGGGCCCCCGGCCUCUGGGCAGGGGCUGCAGACACUCAGGCUGUUGGUAAGACUUCGGGUCUGCAGGUGCUACCCUUGCUGCGGCUUUCCUCCAUCUCCUCCCGUGUGCUCCCUGCUGUCUCCCUGUCACCUGGACUUCAUGAUAGUUUUCUCUUUGGUUUUCAUGCUCUGUAGUUUAAAUCAUUCUUUCUAUUAUUAAGGUAGUUACAUGGACAUUUGAUACAAUGCCAUUCAAAGACAAAGACUCAGGACAUUUUGAGUUUUGAGCUCAGCAAAGCAGGAUAAUGAUUUUUACCAUGUUUUCUUCUUUGUGCAUUAGUUCUUGUGUGUUCCAAAUACCCUCUGUCUUUUCUGUGGCCAUAGAGUCUUUUCUAGGUGUUCUCCUAAAAUUUUUAUUUUUUUGUUUUUAACUUUUACAAAUUCUUGGUCUUUAGUGCUCUAAUUUUGAUUACAUCAAACAAAAAUAUUUUUUCCCUUUGUAGUAACUCAUCUAUAUUUUUAAUUUGAAAAAACUGAUACAUAAUAGAUAUAGAUAUUUGAGGGGGUACAUGUAAUAAAUUAAUAUAUUUCUAUAAUAUGUACUAAUUAAUUCAGGGUAAUUGGGAUAUUCAUCACUUUAAACCUUUUUCUUUUAUUCUGGGAAAUUCAAAUUAUUCUCACUGUUUUGGAACAGGUAAUAGAUUGUUGCUUACUAUAGUUCACUAUUUACCAAGCACUAGGUCUUGUUCCUUCUAACUAUAUUUUUGUACCCAUUAAUCAACCAUUCUUCAUCUAAAAAAUUUCAUAAUAAAAUGCAAAAGUGAACUCUGAA